UGCUGCAUAAAGGAUACUUCUAGCUGUUGGCUUUCCAGUUGGCUUUCAGCCCUCAGGUUCUGCUCACGUACUGCCUGAGCACCCUGUUCUGCAGUUAUGCUUCAAACCAGAGCUAGAAUGGGAAGACUCUAUGAAAAAGUGUUUAAAUGCAUCAGGAGAAGGUGGCACCAACUCAGUGUGUGCACUGUGCUCCAUAAGUUAACCUGGGACCUGUAACUCAUUUGAUAGACAAAAAUGUCUGGCUGGAGGAGAUGUCUUUAAAUGACUGAAGCCAGAGGUUGUUUCAAAGACAGUAGCGGGAGAUCAUGCAAGCUUUCAUUAUAAGGCAAAUGUUAACUGCAAAUACCUGCCUGUCUUAGUAACUUGGGUAAUUAAACUUUAUUAGAGACUUAAGUAUACAUUCUCACAUGGAUGUAGUGCCUUGCUUGAAUUGUUGUGGAUAAAACAACGGCAUUACAUUGUUUUGUUCCAGAGCACAUUCCAGGAAUUCAGGUGCUCUUUUGGGAAUUGUUCUUGGAGUGUCUGCCAUAUAUGUCUUCAUUUGUCAGCUCUGUGCUGAGUGCUCACUCUGAAAUCACAAAGCUGUAGCAUCCCAGCAGGGUGAAGAAUGAAAACAAAGUCAGACAGUGUUCUGAAGCAAUAUGAUAAAAUGAAGUUCCAGCUUAAAGUCCGGUCCCUUGCAUGGUCACAGAAAAGACCAAAACUUCUCAUACAGUCACAGUAACUUGUGUGGUAACAGCGUGAAGCAAGGAGUUCUGCUCUCUGUUGAAGUAAAUGAUCCUUCUGAUUUGUUAUGUUUUCCUCUGAGACCAUUUAAUAAUUUUUUUUGUAAGGGAGCUGUGUGUACAUUCACACUCCCAUUAGUCAGAAGAACGUGAUAUUUUCUUCAGAAUGCUCCAUAGGAGGCUUUGUGGUGGUGGGCUUUGUGUUUGUGUGUUUAUGUGUGAACAGAACUGUAUCAGCUGGCAUUGUUACUUUUUUGGAAGUUCUGCCUAGAGCUGGGGACACGUAUGUCACAGUUCAUGGAGUGAGAUGUUUCUGAUAGCUAGAACUGAGUCUAAGAACUAGUUGGUAGUUCUCCCUUUGGAGUGGCUGUGGAAUUGGAGCAGAAUAGGUUGUGCUCCGUUGAUGUCUGCUCAGCAGUGCUUUGUUUGAAAUGAAGGCAGAUAGCUUGCCAUUACAAGCUUGGAUUUUAUUUGAUUGGCCUUGGAAACUUCAUACAAGUGAAGAUAAUGGAAAGAUCUAUAAAUUGACCUUUUCGUUUAUUUGACUGUUCCUUGCAGCAUUGGAAACCCAAACACAACUGCUGCAAUAGAAGAACCAGAAAAUGCAAUUGCACAGUCUAGUUGAUUAUUCAAGCUGAGUGAACUACUAAAUAGAAGUGACAUUUGAGAGGAAAAGAACCCACUGUUUUUAAAGUUCUUAAUGUACAGCUUUAGCAAUACAGAUACCUCUGGGUUGGAAGUGGCAGACAACUUUGUGGCCAAGCCGGGUAGCUGCAGGAAGCAAAGUGUGGUGGAGAGAAAACUGGUUGGGCAGGUUACACACUACAAGCAAUAUCCACCUAAUACAAGCAAAGUAUAUUCCUACUUUGAAUGUCGUGAGAAGAAGACUGAAAAUUCCAAGUUACGGAAAGUGAAGUAUGAAGAAACUGUUUUUUACGGUUUGCAGUACAUUCUGAAUAAAUACUUGAAAGGUAAAGUGGUGACCAAAGAAAAAAUCAAGGAAGCCAAAGAAGUGUAUAGGGAGCACUUUCAAGAUGAUGUCUUCAAUGAGAAGGGAUGGAACUAUAUUCUGGAGAAAUAUGAUGGCCAUCUUCCUAUAGAAAUAAAAGCUGUUCCCGAGGGCUCUGUCAUUCCCAGAGGAAAUGUUCUCUUCACAGUAGAAAACACAGAUCCGGAAUGCUACUGGCUCACAAAUUGGAUUGAGACUAUUCUUGUUCAGUCGUGGUAUCCAAUCACAGUGGCUACAAAUUCUAGAGAGCAGAAAAAGAUUUUGGCCAAAUAUUUGCUGGAGACUUCUGGCAGCUUGGAGGGACUGGAGUAUAAACUGCAUGACUUUGGCUACAGGGGAGUUUCUUCACAAGAGACUGCAGGAAUAGGAGCUUCAGCUCAUUUGGUGAACUUCAAAGGAACAGACACUGUAGCUGGAAUUGCAUUAAUUAAGAAGUACUAUGGAACAAAAGAUCCAGUUCCAGGAUAUUCUGUUCCAGCUGCUGAACACAGUACCAUAACAGCUUGGGGGAAGGAUCACGAAAAAGAUGCUUUUAAACACAUAGUGACACAGUUUUCUUCAGUGCCUGUAUCUGUGGUUAGUGACAGCUACGACAUUUACAAUGCUUGUGAAAAAAUAUGGGGUGACGACUUAAGGCAUAUAAUUGAAGGCCGAAGUCCAGAGGCACCACUUAUUAUUAGACCAGAUUCUGGGAAUCCCCUUGACACUGUUUUAAAGGUCUUGGAGAUCUUAGGGAAGAAGUUUCCCAUCACAGAGAACUCUAAAGGCUACAAAUUGCUGCCACCCUAUCUCAGAGUUAUUCAAGGGGAUGGCGUGGAUAUCAACACGUUGCAAGAGGGAAUGCUGGUAGAACAGAUUGUGGAGGGAAUGAAGAAGAAUAAAUGGAGUAUUGAAAAUAUCGCCUUUGGAUCUGGUGGAGCUUUGUUGCAGAAGCUAACUAGAGAUCUCUUAAACUGUUCCUUCAAAUGUAGCUACGUGGUAACCAACGGUCUUGGGGUAAAUGUCUUCAAGGAUCCGGUAGCUGAUCCAAACAAAAGGUCAAAGAAAGGCCGACUGUCUUUGCACAGGACACCUGCUGGAGAUUUUGUGACACUUGAAGAAGGAAAGGGAGAUCUUGAAGAGUAUGGGCAGGAUCUCCUUCAUACGGUAUUUAAGAAUGGGAAAGUAACGAAGUCAUAUUCAUUUGAUGAAGUAAGACAAAAUGCCAGGCUGAAGAACAGUGAACUAGAAACAGCGUCUCACUAAGUUUCAUUCCACGUCUGUGUAUGUGUGUAACAAGUAUGUACUGCAUAGCUACUGGAUUUACUGUACAGAUUUGUGUGUUUGUGUUUUAUGACAUUGUAGCCAAAUUAUUUGUUGGUUUAUGGACAUACUGCCCUAUCUUUUGCCAGCCUUUAGAAAAGAUAAAAUCAGGAAAUGGUACUUACAUUGUAAAACAUAUUUAAUGCUAAAGUGUGCUUUUUAGGGCCCUUUGCCAGUAGUGAUUCAAUCUGGUAUUGAUCUUUUCACAAAUGAGACAGAGCUGAACUUUUUUAUAUAUAACAGAAUAUCACAAAAUGGAUUUACAUAAAAUUAUCAUGAUUGCUUUAUGUUUAUAUUUAACUUGUAUUUUUGUACAAACAAGAUUGUGUAAAAUAUAUUUAAAGUUUCAAUAAGUAAGUCUUUCCAACUUUUCAUGAUUUUUAUGAGCACAGACUUUCAAGAAAAUAUUUGGUGGGGGGGGAAUCCAUUGCCUUUUGUCCAUUAAUCAGCAAAUAAAACACGGCCUUAAAGUUUGUUGUGACAUUGUACCAUUUGACGACUAAAUCAGGACUUGUAUCUCCUUAAGAUCCUUUAGAAUUGCUGACCUCACCGUUUCUUGUAGUUGUCUGUAUUAGUUAAUCUGCAUCAAAGAAAGUUACUGUUCUUUUUAGAAGGUUUAGGUACUUACAGGCCUUGCUGGCACAGUGAGGUAUGUAAAUGGAAUGCCAAAUUUGAAAGGAUUCUCUACUGCAACUGAACUUGCCAAGUCUGUCCCACUUGGCAUAUGCACCUCAAUAUUUUAAUAGUAAAGUUUUUAAGAGAUCUCCUCUUCCACUAUAGAAUAUAUGUGUAAAAUAUUGAAAUAUGGAAGCGGUGUAUUUUAAAGUAAUUACACUUCUGGGUUUAUUUUUCAUAUACUGUAAGUGACAUGACUUUAAAGCAGAAUACUGGACUCGGUAGUGCACUUUUUUACUUUUUUGUAUUUUUUUCAUUGAUUUGCCUUUUGUCAGACUGGAUGUUAAAUUGUAAAAAAUGUUUAACUAUUUUUGUUAACAACUUUAAUAAAACUUUAUGCUAGCCAAACUCCUACACGAAUGGCAGAGCUGUUUCCCCUCCUCCCCCAUCUCACUGGGGUGAGGAGGGGCUCUCAUUCUGCAGAGGGUAACUGUAAGCAGUGCUUGAGAGAUUUCUGAACUGUCUGCACUUGAUUGUAUGAGCUCUCUGCAUAUGCCUGAUUUAAAUAUCUGCUGGAAAACAAAACUGUUGAGGAUUUCAUUUGAGAAGCUAUGUAGUAACCUCUGAAACGUUAGUACUGUAGGCUGGCUCUCGCUACAGAAGGAAUACCUCCCUUACUUAAACAAACAUGCAAACACAACAGCAAAAGCAAAUGGCUGCUGUAUUUUAAUGAUCAAUGAGUUCACAUACUAUAUAAUUAAUGCUUCUAAUUAGGAAAUGACAUUAAAGGAAAAUGUUCGAGGUCCUCUGAAAUAAUUUAAGCCUACAAAAGUUAUACGAAACAUGCAUUUAAAGGAAGAUUGAAAAGCCAUACUUCAUUGUUUUUAUUCUCUCACCAAAAAGGGCCACAUCAAAGCAUUCAGAAUCUCUCUAGGGUUUGUGGUUAAGAUAUUUAUGCCCGGUCUCAAUAGUUCUUGUUCAUGAAAACUUGUUUUCCACUGUUAGUGUAUGUAAUUAUACAUUUAAGUGAUGUAUUGUUUCAAAAAUAGCGCUUUAGUAAAAUUUUAAAUGCUGACCUUUCACACUGAGGAACUGCCUUCCCUUUGCUAUUAGUGAUACUGUUUGUAUUUGGCCAAGAAGGGAUUUAAAUCUGGACUUAGUACCAAUAGCAGGUAAAUAGUACACAGCCUAUUUUGCUCCUCCACACUAGGGAAUUUUAUGAUGUACAGUUUAAAAAAAAGAAAUGCUGCUUUCAUUCUGUACCAAUAAAAAUUUUGAUAACUAUUAACUACCCAUAACUGAUAUUUUUGUAUUUGGGAACUGAGGAUAUGCUGUGGAAGCACUGUUUUCUUUUGUAUCACAAUGUGCAUCAGUAUUUGUCAGUGUUGUCUCAAAUGUAGCUUGCUCGUUGGAGUCUUAGAUCAAAUUGUGUGUGUGUGCACGUCACCCUUGGAAGUUGUCAUGUCACUCAUCUUGGUGGUUGCUGAUAUAUUUCAAAAGAGGGGACUUGGGGAGAAAAACACCCGGUGCUAUUCAGACCCAAAUACGUGUUUCUCUGUUUGACGGUUUGUCGUUUUGGGCAUCAAGGAGUUGACAGAAGUUACUGCAGUGCUUAAACCAUACAGUAUCCUAAUUCUUCCACAUAAAAGCAAACAGCAUGUUUAAGCUUGCUUUAAAUUACUAGAUUUGUAGUCAUCGAUAUAUUUUAAUUAUCCCCAUUUCAUAAUAUAACACAGUAUUUGUAUUUAAAAAUAGGAACUGGGAGUUUUGUGUUAAUACCUUAUUUGUAACCAUAUUUAGCAUAAGAAAUGGAUUUUAUAAAACUAUUUUUCUUGAGCUGCAUGAUUAUGAAAAGAUGUUUUUUUCCUACUUUAAAGGAUGGGAGGAGAGAAUAGAAGAGUACUUAACUGUUUGGAUUGCCAAAAUCAAAACUAAGUUGAAACAUUUUCUUUUUCCUGUAGGUUUUUACAUUCCUUCUUAACCUGUUCAGUGAGAAUAAAUAUUCCUCACUUAAAUCCUCUGUUAAAGUAAUUCUAAUGUACUUGGCAUCAAAUACCAGUAUGUAAUACACAUGGAAAUAAAGUUUAGUUCUGGCAGUGAAAAUAAGA
Lagopus muta (rock ptarmigan) is the source of this 5759-nucleotide messenger RNA. It is a transcript of the gene NAMPT, whose product is annotated as nicotinamide phosphoribosyltransferase. Gene Ontology annotation, biological process: NAD+ biosynthetic process. The transcript has 13 exons. The record is from RefSeq and is a predicted model, not a curated record. The coding region runs from base 1426 to 2979 and encodes 517 amino acids. NCBI's taxonomy places the organism in Eukaryota, Metazoa, Chordata, Aves, Galliformes, Phasianidae. Gene Ontology annotation, molecular function: nicotinamide phosphoribosyltransferase activity.